Molecule: messenger RNA, 1813 nt
Organism: Haliaeetus leucocephalus (bald eagle)
Lineage: Eukaryota; Metazoa; Chordata; Aves; Accipitriformes; Accipitridae
Product: arylsulfatase H-like
Exons: 10
Coding region: 1-1791 (596 amino acids)
Molecular function (GO): arylsulfatase activity
Source: RefSeq, a predicted model, not a curated record
AUGUACCUGUUUCACACAAGGGAAAACCAUGAAGUUUACCAGGGAAAACAAUGGAGCUGCCUAAAUAUUUGGCUAAUUUUAUGCUUGUUUCCAAGAACCUGUGUAUCAAAUCCUUCAAAACCCAAUUUUUUAUUGAUACUGGCUGAUGAUCUUGGUAUUGGAGAUAUGGGUUGCUAUGGCAAUGAUACAAUAAGGACCCCUAACAUUGAUGGCCUGGCAAAGGAUGGAGUGAGACUUACUCAGCACAUUGCUGCAGCUGCUGUCUGUACUCCAAGCAGAGCAGCUUUCCUGACUGGCAGAUACCCCAUCAGAUCAGGCAUGGCAUCCGGCACUCAACGGCAGGUUCUUUUUUGGAACGGGUGUUCUGGUGGGCUCCCACCAAAUGAAACUACUUUCGCCAGAAUACUGCAGCAGCAAGGUUAUUCUACAGCACUUGUAGGGAAGUGGCAUAUGGGUGUGAACUGCAAAUCCCGCCAUGAUCACUGCCACCAUCCUUUAAAUCAUGGCUUUGAUUAUUUUUACGGCAUGCCUUUUACCCUUUUGAAUGAGUGUCAAGGCACAGAUGACCCUGAACUGGCCAAGUCUUUGCAAGAUACUUAUUGGCUCUACACACAGGUGAUCAUCCUUGCUGUGCUUACUCUUUUGAUUGGAAAACUUACCAAUUUAUUCUCAGUAAAAUGGAAAAUACUCAUAUGUCUGGCUAUCUGUGGUCUCCUGUAUUUCAUCUCCUGGUUCUCCAGCUAUGGCUUCACCAAGUACUGGAACUGUAUCCUGAUGAGAAACCAUGGUAUCACUGAACAACCAAUGAAUCUAGAAAAAACUACUUCUAAUAUGCUGAAGGAGGCAGUUUCAUUCAUUGAAAGAAACAAGCAUAGGCCAUUUCUUCUCUUUGUUUCCCUUUUACAUGUUCACACCCCUCUCAUUACCACAGAGAAGUUUCGGGGAAGAAGCAGACAUGGCCUGUAUGGAGAUAAUGUAGAGGAAAUGGACUGGAUGGUGGGCAGGCUUCUGGAUGUUAUUGACAAAGAAGGCUUGAAAAAUAACACAUUCAUUUAUUUUGCAUCUGAUCAUGGAGGAUCCUUAGAGGCUCACAGAGGAAAUGCUCAGUUGGGUGGAUGGAAUGGGAUCUAUAAAGGUGGAAAAGGAAUGGGAGGCUGGGAAGGAGGGAUCCGUGUCCCAGGAAUAGUUAGAUGGCCAGGAAUGUUGCCUGCAGGGACAGUUAUCAAUGAAAUGACAAGCCUUAUGGAUGUUUUCCCAACAGUGGUUCACCUAGCUGGAGGGGCAGUGCCUCAGGACAGGGUAAUCGACGGGCGCACCUUGCUGCCUUUGCUGCAGGGGAGAGUUCAGCACUCCGGGCAUGAGUUCAUGUUUCACUACUGCGGUGUGUUUCUGCAUGCAGUGCGGUGGCACCAAAAGGACAGUGGCACCGUAUGGAAAGCUCAUUAUGCUACUCCAGUAUUCCAACCAGAAGCCUCUGGGGCCUGUUUUGGAAGAGGAAUUUGCCCAUGUUCUGGGGAUGGUGUAACCCAUCAUGACCCUCCGCUGCUGUUUGAUCUCUCACAAGAUCCUUCUGAGGCAAAUCCUCUAUCAGCCGACACUGAACCCUUGUUUGACACUGUAACAAGGAGAAUAGGAAAAGCUGUGGAAGAGCAUCGCAAGACGCUGACUCCAGUCCCACAACAGCUGUCUCCUUACAAUAAUAUAUGGAAGCCGUGGCUGCAGCCAUGCUGUGGCACAUUCCCGUUCUGUUGGUGUGAUGAAGAAAACAACAAAGUACAUGGCAUGCUUUAAUACCAAAAUCAAAGUACAGUUA